ACUGUCAGUCACACUAAAUUAAAGCAAAUGGAGUAUUUAUUUGGUUAGGCGAGUUAAAUCUUCGAUUUUGGUUAUAUUUUUGCUUUUGAAACAGAGCAAAGCGUUGACCCAUCCACGAAUUCAUAAUAUCUACGCUCAACCAAAACUUUUUCAUUUAAUCGCCGCGGUGGACCACACGAUCCUUGCCCGCUACUAUGGUCACCUGGCCGCCAACAACUAUAAAUCCUUUACAUAUAAAAAGCCUUGGCCUAACUAUACAAUUGAAGACUACUCUUGAUCAAAUCGGUUUAAUCCAUUGAUCACAAAAGAGGUUCACAAUCGAAACGCUUCACCACCAAUGACAAAAAUGCAUACGAAUUUUGUUGGCCAGAGAGACGAAGAUCUGCUAUCUCCUAGAAACAAGUGACAAAAAUCGAAAUUUUAAAAAGAAAAUCAUAAUAUACAACAGAUAAACAAAAGGGAAAAUUCAUAAAUCUACUAAAUAUUUGAAGCUGGAGAAAAAUGAAAUUGCUGGGAAAGUAUGUGGACAAGGGGAUGCAGGGCACUGUGACCCUCAUGCCCGAAGAGUCGGAGGAUAUGUGGCAUGCUUACAAUUUAAUAUCGGAAGGUGAUAGUGUGCGAAGCACAACAAUCCGUAAGGUUCAGAAUGAGACGGCCACCGGAUCUUCGACCAGCAGUCGAGUCCGCACCACUUUAACCAUUGCCGUGGAGGGUAUUGACUUUGAUACUCAGGCCUGUGUGCUUCGCCUCAAGGGACGCAAUAUCGAGGAGAACCAGUAUGUCAAAAUGGGUGCCUAUCACACAUUGGAUCUUGAGUUAAAUCGCAAAUUUGAAUUGAGAAAACCAGAAUGGGAUACCAUAGCGCUGGAACGCAUUGAGAUGGCCUGUGAUCCUAGUCAAUCGGCUGAUGUGGCUGCUGUUGUCAUGCAGGAGGGUUUGGCUCAUGUUUGCCUCAUAACGGCCAGCAUGACAUUGGUGCGAAGCAAAAUUGAAGUCUCUAUUCCUCGUAAACGCAAGGGCAGUGUCCAGCAGCACGAGAAGGGUUUGGCCAAGUUCUAUGAGCAAGUGAUGCAGAGCAUUCUGCGUCAUGUCAACUUUGAUGUCGUUAAAUGUGUGCUUAUCGCAUCGCCGGGAUUCGUGAGGGAUCAAUUCUACGAGUAUAUGUUUCAGCAGGCCAUCAAAAUGGAUUACAAACUAUUGCUGGAUAAUAAAAGUAAAUUUAUGCUGGUACAUGCUUCAUCUGGCUUCAAGCACUCCCUCAAAGAGGUCCUACAAGAGCCUGCCGUUGUGGCCAAAAUGUCCGAUACCAAAGCCGCUGGCGAAGUGAAGGCCCUGGAACAAUUCUAUAUGAUGCUGCAAUGUGAACCAGCUAAGGCUUUCUAUGGCAAGAAGCAUAUCUUGCGCGCCGCCGAGUCUCAGGCCAUAGAAACUUUGCUCAUUUCUGAUAAUUUAUUUAGAUGCCAAGACGUUAAUCUCAGGAAAGAAUAUGUUAACUUGGUUGAAUCAGUGCGCGAUGCUGGAGGUGAAGUAAAAAUCUUUUCCAGCAUGCAUAUCUCAGGAGAACAACUUGCUCAACUCACUGGAAUAGCGGCUCUUUUGCGUUUCCCCAUGCCCGAACUGGAGGAUAGCGAUGAUGAGGAUGAUGAAAAUGGAGCAGUGGGUGGCCAUCAUAAUGACAGCGAUAGCGAUUAAGUGGAUUUCAAUGUGUUUCUUUUUUUUUAAAUAAUUUUUUGGGCAUUUUUUAUACUACAAACGAUACUUGGACUUAUUAACUUAACUAGCGAACGUGCGAGACUCUGGCAUUAGCAGAGCUAAAACCAAUGUAUAAAUAUAUAUAUUAAAGUACCAACAUAGAUAAUAAGUAGAUACUUUGACAGACUUGGACUGUGGCAGGGCAUAUACAAUAAAAUAUACAGAAAAGAAA
Molecule: messenger RNA, 1924 nt
Organism: Drosophila willistoni
Lineage: Eukaryota; Metazoa; Arthropoda; Insecta; Diptera; Drosophilidae
Gene: pelo
Product: protein pelota
Exons: 5
Coding region: 502-1692 (396 amino acids)
Biological process (GO): nuclear-transcribed mRNA catabolic process, non-stop decay; RNA surveillance; ribosome disassembly
Cellular component (GO): cytoplasm
Source: RefSeq, a predicted model, not a curated record